Nicotiana tabacum (common tobacco) is the source of this 597-nucleotide messenger RNA. RefSeq lists its product as uncharacterized. The record is from RefSeq and is a predicted model, not a curated record. NCBI's taxonomy places the organism in Eukaryota, Viridiplantae, Streptophyta, Magnoliopsida, Solanales, Solanaceae.
AUGCGUCAUUUUAAUCCUAAAUGGUUUGUUGAUUAUCAUGGGUGGUUGGAGUAUAGUAUAAGUAACGAUGCAGCAUAUUGUUUGAGUUGUUAUUUGUUUAAAAACGAUAACAUUCAUCAAGGUGGAGGUGAUAUAUUUUCGAGCAUAGGGUUUAAGAGUUGGAACAAAAAGAAGAGCUUUGAUAAGCAUGUUGGUGGGCCAAGUAGCUUUCAUAAUCAAGCAAAAAGGAAAUUUGUAGAUCUACUACGGCAACAACAGUCCAUUAUAUAUGCAUUUGAGAAGCAAUCUGAUCAAGUUAAGCAUGAUUACUGGAUUCGCUUAACUGCUUCGGUUAAUGUCGUAAGACUUCUUUUGAAGCAAGGAUUUGCAUUUUGGGGUCAUGAUGAAUCUAAAACGUCAUUUAACAUGGGUAAUUUUCUUGAAAUUAUCUUAUGGUAUGCAAAAGAAUGUGAUAAAAUUCAUGAUUGUGUAUUGGAAUAUGCUCCUCAAAAUGAUCAGAUGACUUUUUCAAUGAUUCAAAAAGACGUUGUGACUGCAUGUAAGAUGGAAACAAUUAAAGCUAUCAUUAAAGAAUUAAAUGGUGACUACUUUGCCUAA